UGCCCAUUUGUGUUGACGGAAGUGGCCGUGACGUGUCAGUGUUGACGCUGGGGAUUGUGGGAGCCCGGAGUGAUGGCGGAGUUAAGGGAUUGACAGCUCUGGCAGAUAGCGGUAGGGAAUCAUGAUACGGGCUUAAACGACAAUAAUAUCAAUAGGGUGCAAAGUACCGGGCUCUCGCCCCCUAAUUCCCGCCCCUGUUCAGAGGUAGAGGGUUGAGACGAGUCAACAUGUCCUCCACCAGCACCAUCAGCAGUCCGGAGGCCAUCAAAAAGCUUCUGGAUAACAUGCAGAGUGACCUCCGGGGCUUGUCCAUGGAAUGCAAGAAGAAGUUCCCCCCCGUGAAAGAGCUGCUCAGAGCCCACUGCGUAUUUGAGUGUCACAGACACUUUCCAGGAUGGUGACAAGCCCUUUACCUAUGAUUCUAUGAAAGAAGCAUGGGAGGAUGUGGACAAUCCUUUUCAGUAAUCUUCAGUGUUCAAGCCAAAGAGUGAGAUCUCUAUAAAGUGCCACACAGUAAACUGGAAUGCCUGGAUUAUGAAACGUAAACUGGGGAGGAAAUGAUCCAUGUAAGGAUGGCUUCAAGGUUUUAUAGCCCAAUUAUAGGCUGCAGAAUCAGGAAUAGUUAAGGUGAAAAACAUAGCAGCAAGGAGUCCUGAUGUACUGACAGCUUUGAAGGAGAGCAGUUCUGAAGUAGUCCAGCCCUUCCUCAUGGGCUGCGGAACAAAAGAACCGAAAAUAACCCAGCUUUGCCUUGCUGCUAUCCAGAGACUCAUGUCGCAUGAAGUGGUGUCUGAGGGUGCUGCUGGUAAUAUCAUCAACAUGUUGUGGCAGCUGAUGGAAUAUGGCCUUGAGGAACUUAAGCUGCUUCAGACUGUUCUUGUCCUUCUAACAACCAACACAGUAGUCCACGAUGAAUCCCUUUCAAAGGCAAUUGUCCUCUGCUUUCGACUUCACUUCACAAAAGAUAAUAUAACUAACAAUACUGCUGCAGCUACAGUGAGACAAGUUGUGACUGUGGUAUUUGAGAGGAUGGUGGCUGAAGAUGAACGUCACAAAGAUGCAGUGGAGCAACUGGUACCUGUCACUGGAAACAGCAACAGAAGAUCUGUCAGUACUUUAAAACCUUGUGCUAAGGAUGCAUACAUGCUCUUCCAGGAUCUGUGUCAGUUAGUAAAUGCUGAUGCCCCCUACUGGCUGGUGGGUAUGACAGAAAUGACACGGACAUUUGGUCUAGAACUUUUGGAAUCGGUCCUUAAUGACUUUCCACAGGUGUUUUUACAGCAUCAAGAAUUUAGUUUCCUGCUUAAGGAAAGAGUUUGCUCUCUUGUGAUUAAGCUGUUUUCACCAAAUAUUAAGUUUCGGCAAGGCUCCAACAGCAACUCUUCACCAGCUCCAGUUGAGAAGCCAUAUUUUCCAAUCUGUAUGCGUCUCCUCAGAGUUGUGUCUGUCCUGAUUAAGCAAUUCUACAGUCUUUUGGUAACGGAAUGUGAGAUUUUCCUGUCUCUGCUUGUCAAGUUCUUGGAUGCAGAUAAGCCCCAGUGGUUGAGAGCUGUAGCAGUAGAGUCCAUACACCGUCUUUGUGUGCAGCCACAGCUACUCAGGUCUUUCUGUCAAUCCUAUGACAUGAAACAACACUCCACAAAGGUUUUCCGUGAUAUAGUCAAUGCACUUGGUUCAUUUAUUCAAUCUCUCUUUCUCGUACCAAGUGCUGGGCCUGCAUCAGCCACCACUAACCCACCUGCUGCACAUCUCAUAAAUGGUGGCAUAGUUCUAUUACUGCAUAUGGAAAAUGCUGUUGUCCAGGCAGGUGGGUCUAGUUCCAUAACUCCAGCCUCAAAUCAGUCCACAUCUGGAAUGGCUGCUACUACUACUAAUACAACUGUACUCCCAGCUUUUGAAUACAGAGGCACCUGGAUUCCUAUCAUGACCAUUUCUAUUCAAGGAAGUGCUAAAGCUACAUAUCUAGAAAUGCUGGAUAAGGUAGAGCCACCAACUAUUCCUGAAGGCUAUGCCAUGUCAGUAGCAUUUCACUGUUUGUUAGACCUUGUGCGAGGUAUUACCACCAUGAUCGAAGGAGAAAUCGGUCAGGUUGAAACAGACUCGCAUAUUUCAGCAGAGGAAACUCCUUCACAUGCCCCAUCUAUUAAUCCACAAGACCUUCCAGUGGUAUCUGAUCCUGCUGACAAAGACCCAGGUUGUAGAAGUGUUUGGGAAGAAAUGAUCAAUGCCUGUUGGUGUGGCCUUCUUGCUGCUCUCUCUCUACUUCUUGAUGCAAGCACGGAUGAAGCGGCAACAGAAAACAUUCUGAAAGCUGAAAUGACCAUGGCUUCUCUGUGUGGGAAAUUAGGACUUGUUACUCCUAGGGAUGCUUUCAUAACCGCUAUUUGCAAAGGUUCCUUGCCGCCCCAUUAUGCUCUCACUGUUCUUAACACGUCAUCUGCAGCAAUAUGCAACAAAUCUUAUUCCAUCCAAGGGCAAAAUAUUCAGAUGAUAAGCCCUUCUAGUGAUUCUCAUCAACAAGUUGUAGCAGUUGGACAACCACUAGCUGUACAGCCUCAAGGAACUGUUAUGCUCACAGCUAAAAAUAUACAAUGUAUGCGCACAUUGCUGAAUUUAGCUCAUUGUCAUGGAGGAUACUUGGGAACUUCAUGGCAUCUCGUUCUUGCAACUCUUCAGCACCUAGUGUGGAUUCUUGGAUUAAAACCUAGCAGUGGUGGAGCAUUAAAACCUGGGCGAGCAGUAGAAGGUCCUAGCACAGUUCUGACAACAGCCGUUAUGACAGACUUACCCGUUAUAUCAACUAUCUUGUCACGCCUUUUUGAGAGCUCACAGUACUUAGAUGAUGUGUCCCUUCAUCACUUAAUCAAUGCUCUCUGCUCAUUAUCUCUGGAAGCAAUGGACAUGGCUUAUGGCAAUAACAAGGAACCAUCCCUUUUUGCUGUGGCAAAGCUGCUAGAAACAGGAUUGGUGAACAUGCACAGAAUUGAAAUCCUAUGGAGACCCCUAACUGGACAUCUUAUAGAGAAGGUCUGCCAGCAUCCAAAUGCAAGAAUGAGAGAAUGGGGAGCUGAAGCAUUAACAUCCCUAAUUAAAGCAGGGCUAGACUUUAAGCAUGAACCACAGCUUUCAGAGAACCAGAGACUGCAGUUACUUUUGUUAAAUCCCCUGAAGGAACUUUCAAAUAUAAUCCACCAUGAUAUUCGACUUAAGCAGCUGGAAUGUGUGCUGCAGAUCCUACAGAGUCAAGGAGACCGUCUCGGGCCUGGCUGGCCACUUGUCCUAGGAGUGAUAGGAGCUAUUAGAAAUGAUCAAGGUGAAUCUUUAAUACGGAAUGCGUUCCAGUGCCUUCAGUUAGUCGUGACAGACUUCCUCCCGACAAUGCCUUGUACUUGCCUACAGAUAGUUGUAGAAGUGGCUGGAAGUUUUGGGCUUCAGAAUCAAGAACUGAAUAUUAGUUUAACAUCUAUAGGACUACUGUGGAAUAUUUCUGAUCACUUCUACCAAAGAGGAGAAGCUAUAGAGAAAGAACUUAACCGUGAAGAAGAUUUGCUUCAGAAGCAAGCAAAAGAAAAAGGGAUCGCAUUAAAUCGUCCUUUUCACCCUGCGCCGCCUUUCGAUUGCCUUUGGCUCUGUCUGUAUGCCAAACUGGGGGAGCUUUGUGUUGAUGUACGACCUGCUGUGCGUAAAAGCGCUGGCCAGACAUUGUUCUCUACAAUAGGGGCACAUGGAACUUUGCUGCAGAAUGCAACAUGGCACACUGUCAUAUGGAAGGUUUUGUUUCAGCUGUUGAAUCAAGUCAGAGAGUCGUCAUCUACAGCUGAUAAAGAGAAGAUUGAAUCGGGAGGGGGCAAUAUACUCAUACAUCAUUCAAGGGACACAGCAGAAAAGCAGUGGGCCGAGACCUGGGUACUUACACUAGCAGGCGUGGCUCGAAUAUUUAACACUAGAAGAUACUUGCUCCAGCCUCUAGGGGAAUUUACCAAGGCCUGGGAUGUCCUCCUUGAUCACAUUCAGUCAGCCGCUCUCAGCAAAAACAAUGAAGUCUCCUUAGCUGCACUAAAAAGCUUUCAGGAAAUCUUACUGCUUGUUAGCCCUACUAGGGACACUGACAAGCCAGAGUCUUUGCCUGGACUUUCGGUACCUAUGCCUGUUCUUAUUGGACCAGUCAAUGCCUCUGGGCCAGGAAGACCGUUGGUGAGAGCUGAUUCCACAGGGGAAAGACUUAGCAGGUAUAGUAUCUCUGAGCAGCCCAUAGCUGUGGAUGAGAUUGAAGACUCGGCUCUAUGGUGGGCAGCCUGGAACACCUGGUAUCGGAUCGGUACACAAAGCACUAAACCACCAAUUACUUGUGACAAACUGACGUUUAUCCCUAGCCAGCCUUUUCUCACAGCUUUAAUCCAGAUUUUCCCAGCUCUUUAUCAGCACAUCAAGACUGCUUUUAGCAUGGACGAUCUACAAAAGCUGGGAGUUAUAUUACAUGGGGCAGUUUCAGUGCCUAUAAGUUCGGAUGCCUCUCCUUUUAUCCUUCCCUCUUACACUGAAGCAGUGUUGACAAGUCUGCAGGAAUCUGUGCUCACAGCCUUGGAUGUCUUACAAAAGGCAAUCUGCGUAGGACCGGAGAAUAUGCAGAUUAUGUACCCAGCGAUUUUUGACCAGCUGUCUGCAUUUGUGCAGUUCUCCUGUAAACCUCCACAAUAUGGCAAGCUAGAAACAAAGCACAUUGCAAAUGCAAAAUAUAAUCAAAUCCAACUUUUUGCACCGGCUGAGUGGGUGGCCUUAAAUUAUGUACCUUUUGCAGAGAAAUCUUUAGAAGUCAUGGUGGAUCUUUACCAGAAAACAGCUUGUCAUAAAGCAGUGGUGAAUGAAAAAGUUCUCCAAAAUGUCAUUAAGACGUUAAGGGUACCGCUCAGUCUGAAAUAUGCCUGUCCUUCCGAAAGCACAUGGAAGCUGGCAGUGUCUUCCUUGUUGAAAGUUCUCUCCGUUGGGCUACCUGUUGCUCGACAGCAUGCAUCUUCUGGGAAGUUUGACAGUAUGUGGCCAGAAUUGGCUUCCACCUUCGAAGACUUUUUAUUCACAAAAAGCACACCUCCAGAUAAUCUUUCAAUUGAAGAGUUUCAAAGAAACGAGGGUAUUGAUGUUGAGGUGGUUCAGCUCAUCAGCACAGAGAUUCUGCCUUAUGCCAAUUUUAUUCCUAAAGAUUUUGUGGGUAAAAUCAUGACAAUGCUGAACAAGGGUUCCAUACAUUCUCAGUCUUCAUCAUUUACUGAAGCUGAAAUAGACAUUAGGAUGCGGGAAGAGUUUUCUAAGGUUUGCUUUGAGACAUUGCUCCAGUUUUCAUUUAGCAAUAAAGUUACAACACCACAGGAAGGAUACAUCUCAAGAAUGGCGCUCUCAGUUCUCUUAAAGAGAUCCCAGGAUGUCUUGUACCGCUACAUAGAGGAUGAAAAGCUGAGUGGGAAAUGCCCACUUCCAAGGCAACGUGUAACAGAAAUCAUAUUCGUUUUGAAGGCAGUCCGUACGCUUAUAGAUUCACUUAAGAAAACUCAUCCUGAUAACGUUGAUACCAACACGUGGGCACAGGUAAUUUCUCUGUAUCCAACUCUGGUGGAAUGUAUCACAUGUUCCUCCUCUGAAGUGUGCACAGCCCUCAAAGAAGCUCUAGAUCCAUUUAAAGACUUCAUGCAUCCACCAGCAGCAGCCAAGGUCCAGAAUGGAGAAUCUUGACCAUGUGAUUGUAGAAGAUAUCAUCUUGAAGUCUCCUCCCAAGUGAAUGUUUGCUCCGAAGUGAAAUUAUUUUUGAAAGGACAAUUUUUUUGUGAACUGCACCGAGCAGGCCAAUUGUGGACAAUUUUAACUUUACUAACAGACUCGGUAUUUCAUGAGUACAACCUCACACCUCAGUACAUGUUCCCGAUUACUGACUUUAAAUGAAUAAGAUGGUCAACUUUAAUUUUGUCUUGCUAUAGGAGUGGUGUGAUACAUGAAAGUGGGUUGCUUCAAAGCUCGUGGGAUUUGCUUGAUGUGUAAAUCAAAGUAUUACAGUUCAGUCAACCUUAUUAGACUGGUUAUUUGAUGCCACCGACAGUACGCUGUGUACUUAAUUUUAUGCAAGACCGUACUACAACAUUCCAUAUUUUUUUUUUUUUUGUUAGCAACCUUUGUAAGCCAGGAGAACAGACAUAUUUGUGUGUAAAAUAAAUGGUACAGUUCUGUAA
Molecule: messenger RNA, 6215 nt
Organism: Xenopus laevis (African clawed frog)
Lineage: Eukaryota; Metazoa; Chordata; Amphibia; Anura; Pipidae
Gene: mon2.S
Product: MON2 homolog, regulator of endosome-to-Golgi trafficking S homeolog
Exons: 38
Coding region: 709-5724 (1671 amino acids)
Cellular component (GO): Golgi apparatus
Source: RefSeq, a predicted model, not a curated record